AUGGGGAAUUGUUGCUCUAGUGGAGAAGAACAACCAAAUGAAACAACCAACAACAACAAUGAAAGCAACAACCCUAAAAGUGUAGAAAACAAUUCAUCUACACAUAAAAAUAAUAAUAAUAAUCUUGAUCAAGGUUCAACAACACCAACACCAACACCAACAAAAACAACAUCUCCUAGUCCAUCAUCAAAACCAUCAAAACAAUCACCAAUAGGAUUAGUACUAGGUAGACCAAUGGAAGAUGUUAGAACAACAUAUACUAUAGGAAAAGAACUUGGUAGAGGACAAUUUGGUGUAACACAUUUAUGUACACAAAAACAAACAAGUGAACAAUUUGCAUGCAAAACAAUAGCUAAGAGGAAACUAGUUAACAAAGAAGAUAUUGAAGAUGUUAGAAGAGAAGUACAAAUAAUGCAUCAUUUAACAGGUCAAGAAAACAUUGUACAACUAAAAGGAGCUUAUGAAGACAAACAUUCUGUACAUUUGGUCAUGGAAUUAUGUGCUGGUGGUGAACUUUUCGAUAGAAUUAUCGCGAAAGGACAUUAUACAGAACGCGCUGCAGCUUCAUUGUUAAGAACAAUUGUUCAAAUUGUUCAUACUUGUCAUUCUAUGGGAGUUAUUCAUAGAGAUCUUAAGCCUGAAAAUUUUUUACUUCUUAGUAAAGAUGAGAAUGCACCUCUUAAGGCUACGGAUUUUGGUCUUUCCGUCUUUUAUAAGCAAGGAGAUGUAUUUAAGGAUAUUGUAGGUAGUGCAUAUUAUAUUGCACCUGAAGUAUUGAAAAGAAGAUAUGGACCAGAAGUUGAUAUAUGGAGUAUUGGUGUUAUGUUAUAUAUUCUUCUUUGUGGAGUUCCUCCUUUUUGGGCAGAAAAUGAAAAUGGAAUUUUCAGUGCAAUAUUACGUGGACAUGUUGAUUUUUCAAGUGAUCCAUGGCCUUCAAUUUCAAGUGGUGCAAAAGACCUAGUCAGAAAGAUGUUAACUGUUGACCCUAGGCAGAGGUUAACUGCUAUGCAAGUCCUAAAUCAUUCAUGGAUCAAAGAGGAUGGAGAAGCACCAGACACACCUCUUGACAAUGCUGUAUUACAUAGGCUCAAACAAUUUAGAGCUAUGAACAAAUUCAAGAAAGUUGCUCUUCGGGUUAUUGCAGGAUGUCUAUCAGAAGAAGAAAUUAUGGGAUUGAAGCAAAUGUUCAAAAAUAUGGAUACUGAUAAUAGUGGAACAAUAACACUUGAGGAAUUAAAACAAGGAUUAGCCAAACAAGGGACUAAAUUAUCUGAUUAUGAGAUUAAACAAUUAAUGGAAGCGGCUGAUGCUGAUGGAAAUGGGACAAUAGACUAUGAAGAGUUCAUCACAGCAACCGUGCACAUGAACAAAAUGGAUAGAGAAGAACAUCUUUACACUGCAUUCCAAUAUUUUGAUAAGGAUCAUAGUGGAUAUAUAUCAAGAGAAGAGUUAGAGCAAGCUCUUAGAGAAUUUGGUAUGGAUGAUGAAAAUGAUUUGAGGGAAAUCAUUAAUGAAGUUGACACUGAUCAUGAUGGUCGGAUCAACUAUGAUGAGUUUGUAGCAAUGAUGAAGAAAGGAAAUCCAGAGGCAGCAACAAUGAAUCCAAGAAAAAGAAGGGAUUCAUUUGUAGCAUAA
Messenger RNA from Solanum tuberosum (potato), 1635 nucleotides. RefSeq names its product calcium-dependent protein kinase 17-like. Lineage: Eukaryota; Viridiplantae; Streptophyta; Magnoliopsida; Solanales; Solanaceae. Gene Ontology annotation, biological process: protein phosphorylation. The record is from RefSeq and is a predicted model, not a curated record. Gene Ontology annotation, molecular function: ATP binding; calcium ion binding; protein kinase activity. The transcript is spliced from 8 exons. Bases 1 to 1635 code for a protein of 544 amino acids.